Molecule: messenger RNA, 1191 nt
Organism: Centruroides sculpturatus (bark scorpion)
Lineage: Eukaryota; Metazoa; Arthropoda; Arachnida; Scorpiones; Buthidae
Exons: 1
Coding region: 24-974 (316 amino acids)
Source: RefSeq, a predicted model, not a curated record
AGUACAGCAUUUUUCGAAGUAACAUGCGUUUUCAUAACAUUAAAUCAUGUUCCCUGAGACGAAUCCUUUACACUUGUGGAGCAUUAAUCAUCACACUGAGUUUUAUCUUGCUGUUGAAUCGAAUCACUUCGCAUCCAACUUUCCGCAAUUUUUGGGCAGGAGACAUUGUCGACUUCAGCAAUUCAAACAACGUAACAGGUUAUCCUUAUCCAAUAGUUCCGGAUGUUGUUCAUUACGUUCGUUUUCGGAAUCCACAGUUGAAUUUCGUCGAUAUGAUAAACAUAAAAUCUGUAUACGUAAAUCACAAACCGAGUGAGAUAGUGAUACAUUGCGACUGUCACAACUUAACAGGAAAGUAUUGGGAUAUGGUGAAAGAAAUACCAGGUUUGCGUGUACAGUACAAAAAAAUACCCACUUACAUUUUUGGCAAACGUCUUAGCUCCGUGUAUCACUCUUCAGAUAUUGCUCGACUUCAAAUUUUAAUGAAGUACGGAGGAGUAUUUUUGGAUAGUGACGUUUAUGUAGUAAAGCCUCUUCAUUAUUACAGGAAAUUCGAAUUUGCAUUAGGUUGGCCACCGAAACAAUUUUUAGGUACGCAAGUUCUGAUAGCCCACAGGAAUUCUCGGUUUUUGAAAUUAUGGUAUCAGUCUUAUAAGUACUAUAGACCUACAAGAUGGUAUUAUAAUGCUGGAGAAUUGCCUACAGAAUCCAUACUUUUGUUCCGUCCGGAUUUCGUUCACAGGGUGCCUUACGAUUUUGGUGUUCAGAAUUUGGCUUUCAUGCUUUAUGGUGUAAGAAGUCCCAACUGGAGAGAUUAUCAUACUAUACAUCUCUUAAUAAGACACCGGAAAUAUCUUGUUCCUGAUGAUCACUUGGAAGAUUUCGAUGAAAAUAAUAUCAAAACUUAUAAUAAAACUUUCGGUGAUAUGGCUAGACAGGUUUUAUUUGGGAAAAGUGAUAUGAUUUUUGUUUAGGAGAGCUGAAAAUUUGGUUGUGAUACUUAAGAUCUGUUUUUAUAAAUAUUCUAUACAUUGUAUUUAGAUAUAUAUACAAGAAAUAUGUAUAUAAAACUAUGACAUUGUUUUCAUUAUUGCGCUACUACAUGAAUAAGUAAUUUGGCUAGAGGUAGGCGUUAAGCCACCACACGUGAUAAAUUUAAUAAUUAAAAAUGAAUAAAAUUAAUUCUGAAUA